AUGGCAUCAAACAACCUCCCAGCGGGAGCGUUCUUCACAUCGAUCGAGGGGAGGAGAUGUACGGCAAUACCCAAGGUGGCAGUUGCGUCGCCCGACGUGAACACGCCAGCCCCUGUCCAGACGACACCGCCGCCAGCCAUCAUCGAGGUCCAGCCGACGCCGACGCCCGAGCCAGCACCAGCCGAGACGACAGCAGUGGUAGUGGUAGGGGCAGGAGACAACAGAGCCGAUCCUGCUGCCAACGAUGGCAAUGAAGUAGAGCAAGAGAUUGUUGCUCCAAGUACGACGAGCUCCCCCCCGGCUGUCAUCAACUCACCCAUCAUCACACCUCCCAGCCCAGCGCCAGAAUCGGUGCAAGUGGUACAGGCACCAGCCGAGAUCUCUCCGCCGCCGGUGGGCCCCCCGCCGCCGGUGUCGUCGUUGUCUCCUCUGCCUAUUGUACUCCAGCCUGAUGCUGGCGCUAUUCUCCAGUCCUUCGCUGUCAUUGCAGAACCUGCCCCGUCUCAGCAGUUCAUGGUUGAGCCGUCUGCCACGCGGAACAGUCAGACUGAUAACAGAGUAAUAGCCUCUUCUACCAAUGCGCUGCCAGGGUCUUCGGAGACGGACAGUUCGGAUUCUCUAUCGCCUCCACCGGGAGUCUUUCCUGAUGGGGGCCCAGCAGCAACACCGGUCUCGCCCACCAUUGGGGGCGUGCCGCCUCAGGGCACGGCUGGUGGUGGAGCCUUUCCCGAUACCGACAUGACAGCAGGUUCAUCAGGAGCUUCCAACAGCAACGCAGUGCAAUCAACCUUGGCCGUGGCAGGAGGUGUCAUCGGAGGUGUGGUUGCCCUCAGCAUACUGGCCUUCUUCUUAUGGUGGUGGAGGCGUCGGAUGCUCAGGAAAAGACGGAGCACUCUUCUGACUCCGCUCGAUGCCACCUCCUUUGACAGAAACGAAAAAGGGGGCCCCUAUAUCAUCCAGCGAGGGAGCAUCGGGCCAACCCCAGUGAGCGAGAAAGUCAAGGCGGCCCUGGGGAUCAACUUCAACAAGUUCCGCGCCCACGUCAGAAACAAGACAGGAGGAGGCAGCAGCGCGCACUCGGUCAACCUGGACCGGGGCACGUCGCAGUUCAUCGACGCGAACGACAUCACCCACAGCAGGAACGGCUCAGCAGGAGUCAACACCCGCGGAGGUGAAGCAUCAGCCAGAGACCGAUUCGUCGACUUCUUCUCCCGGAUGAAACCCGAUAUUGGCUUCAAGAACCGAGACCCGGCAAGUGACAACCUAGCAGCGAUGGGCAACUACAACGCCACCGCGGAGAAGAACGCCAUGGCCAACAACCUGCCCGGCCAAAACCAACAACAACCCGACUUUCUGACCCUGCUAGAAAUGGACGAAUCCGAACUCGACCACGAAGCCCAACGCCGCCGCGGGUCACUGUCGCGCAACAACCGGAGGAGCACCUCUAGCACAGAUCACUUCCUCUCCGGACUUAACCUCUUUUCUUCCUCCACCUCCCAAAACAACAACAACAACAACAACAACACCAACCCCUUUAGCGACGCCAACGCCGUCACCCCCCCUCCCCGCUCCUCAGCCCAACCCCCGCCGUUGAACCCCUUCUCCGACGCCAACGCCAUAGGCAAACCAACAACCUACAUAUCCGACAUCCGCCGCUCCCGAGGCCAAUCUUUUACCACCACCGGCGGUCCCCCCCACCAACAAUCAACCCUCUACCGCGACAGCCUCCGCGACUCCUUCACCACCACAGUAACAACAACCACCAUCCCGGGCCGCAACAAAUUCCGCUCUGACCCCUUUGACCUUGAAAGGCCAGAGUUCCUCGGCAUGGGGAAUAUACCCCCUCCUAUCCUGAUUGAAGGGAAAAAGGCGAGCAUUAUUUCGUCUACGGCAGGGACGGUGGGGACAGGGAGCGUGAGUGGGAGUGUAGUUAUUAGGAAGCCGCAGUCGGCGGUGGUGGUGAAAAGGGGCCAGAGGGCGGAGAGCUUUUCGAGCAAGUACUCUAGUGGGGUGAGUAGUUUGGGGGGGUUUGAGGAAGGUGGGGGGUGGAGUGAUCCCGGGCCGGAUGUUGGGCCGGCGGUUGUGGCUAGGGGUGGGAGUUCAACUACUGGGAUGGGUGGAUGGAGGGAUGAGGAGGAGGGGGGGAUAGAGGGGAUUAGGAGGGUGGGGACUGGGGGGAGUGGGAGGAGUGUUGGGAAGGCGAUGUAG
Podospora anserina S mat+ is the source of this 2208-nucleotide messenger RNA. RefSeq lists its product as uncharacterized. Bases 1 to 2208 code for a protein of 735 amino acids. NCBI's taxonomy places the organism in Eukaryota, Fungi, Ascomycota, Sordariomycetes, Sordariales, Podosporaceae. The record is from RefSeq and is a predicted model, not a curated record. The transcript has a single exon.